CUGAGCAUGAGCAGUAGUGAGUGAGGCAGUGAGCCUCACCACCAAGACGAAGAAGAUCUCCUCCGUUGCUUUCGAGGAUGAACGGGUCCCAUGCGCUACCCUCCAAACCCCCCUCCCUCCACUCCACAUUGUUUCUCUCUCCCGCCCUAUAUCAACCCACGCUGCUUCCAAAACUAGGGCGAUGCACCUCAGCUCGGCGUUCGUCUCCAAGCUCUCGCAACCAAACCGCCGCCAUUUUUGGCCGCUUCUAUACCAGCUUCCUUGCUUAAUUUGCUUGCCCUCCCGUGACAACAACCUCGUCGUCUCCCCUCCCUGAGCUGUCUUGGGUAAUUCGAUCGAUGGGCGCCGCCGCGGCGGAGGAGGCGGUGGUGGUGGUGAGGGGGGCGCCGCCGCCGCCGUCGUCGGGGAAGAGGAGGUCCACCACGCUGCUGCACCUCUUCCAGCUCGAGAAGCCCGACGUCGUCGUUGGUGCGAUGCUGCUCCCGCCGCCGUCGCCGGAGCCCGAGGAGGAUCGUCUGAUCACCAAGAUCGAGUCGUGCAGCCGGGUCUUCACGUUCGUCGAUGGUGGCGGCGCCGCAGGGGGGGAGUCCGGCGAGGAGAGGGACGCGAAGACGGAGGCGCUCGGUGAGGUGCUCGCCGCGGUGAGGGCGAGCGGGAAGAGGAAGCAGGGGCUGGACCACCGGGUGAUGGUGGCGCUGGUCAAGAUGGUCGCCGCCAACCUGUUCCGGGCGAUGCCGCCGUCCGCCUACCCGUCGUCGCUCCCGCCGCCGUCCGACGUGCUCGACGACGAGGUCCCCGUGAUGGUGCUGCUCCCGUCGUGGCCGCACCUCCACCUCGUCUACGACGUCCUCACCGCCGCCGUCGCCGCGGCGGACGCCAGGGCGCUCCGCAACCACGUCGACCGGAGCUUCCUCGCCGGCCUAGUCACCCUCUUCGCCUCCGAGGACCCGCGUGAGCGCGACCGCCUCAAGACCGCCUACCACCUGCUCUACUCCAAGCUCACCGGCGAGCGCGCGUUCAUGCGGCGCACCAUGGCCGCCGCGCUGCUCCGGUUCGUCUACGACGCGUCCCCGGCGGAGGCCGAGCGCCACUGCGGCGUCGGCGAGCUGCUCGAGGUCUGCGGCAGCAUCAUCAACGGCUUCGCCGUGCCGCUCAAGGAGGAGCACCGGGCGUUCAUGGCGCGCGUGCUGCUGCCGCUGCACCGGACGCGGUGGGUGCACACGUACCACCGCCAGCUCGCCUACUGCGUGCUCCAGUUCGUCCACAAGGACCCCGGCCUCGCCGGCGCCGCCGUCAGGGACAUCCUCCGCCACUGGCCGGCGACCAACUGCCAGAAGGAGGUGCUGCUCAUCGACGAGCUCGAGGAGAUCGUCGAGAUCCUCGACCAGCACCACUUCGACAAGCUCGUCGUCCCCGUCUGCUCCCGGAUCGCCCGCUGCGUCAGCAGCUGCAGCUCACAGGUGGCGGAGAGGGCGCUGUACGUGUGGAACAACGAGCGGUUCGUGGCGAUGGCGUGCGCGGCGGGGCCGGCGGCGAUGGAGGAGCGGAUCCUGCCGGCGUUCGUGGCGAGCAUGGAGGCUAACCUGGAGCGGCACUGGAGCAGGUGCGUGCAGCAGGUGACGGCCAGCGUGCGUGCGCUGCUUGACCGGGUGGCGCCGGGGGCCUACGCCCGCUGCGCCGCCGGCCUCGCCGCGCGCCUGGCCGAGGCCGACGCCGACGCCGCCGCGCGCCGCGCACGGUGGCGCCGCCUGGAGCUCGCCGCCGACGCCGGCGCCGAUGCCAAGUAGCGUAGCAGUAGUAGUACGCUUUGUACAUGCCAAAACAAGCAAGCAAGCAAGCAACGAUAUGUGUUCCGCUCGUACGUGUUUUUGGUCGUGACCGUGUAACUCGUCGUGGUGCAUGCAGCGAGAUGGAGGUGAGCGUUUUUAUCGGUAAUCGUAAAAACUCUAUAGAUUCGCAGCCAUGUUAAAGUCUGAUUGUAGAGGUCUACACCCUCCGUCAGAAAAGAAAAUCCAAUGUUUAAAUAUACACUGGAUUUUCUUUUUGACAGAGGGAGAAACUUUUAAAUUUAGCUUUAAAAGUUUGGUGUGGACUGAAGCUGUGAAGUAACUUGUAAAAGCGUUCUACCCAUAUCCGUUUCUAUCUUCGGUGGAGAUAAAACUGUUUGACUAAAAUCUA
This is a messenger RNA of Oryza sativa Japonica Group (Japanese rice), 2178 nucleotides long. Its product is annotated as serine/threonine protein phosphatase 2A 57 kDa regulatory subunit B' alpha isoform. Gene Ontology annotation, cellular component: protein phosphatase type 2A complex. Gene Ontology annotation, biological process: signal transduction. NCBI's taxonomy places the organism in Eukaryota, Viridiplantae, Streptophyta, Magnoliopsida, Poales, Poaceae. Gene Ontology annotation, molecular function: protein phosphatase regulator activity. The record is from RefSeq and is a predicted model, not a curated record.